This is a messenger RNA of Triticum aestivum (bread wheat), 1164 nucleotides long. RefSeq lists its product as uncharacterized. The record is from RefSeq and is a predicted model, not a curated record. NCBI's taxonomy places the organism in Eukaryota, Viridiplantae, Streptophyta, Magnoliopsida, Poales, Poaceae. The transcript is spliced from 3 exons. Bases 1 to 540 code for a protein of 179 amino acids.
AUGUUCGAUAGCUGUUGGGUUCGUGUGGCCAACGCAUUGCUGACAACUGAACGUGCGAGCGCCGCACGUUGGGUCCCUCGUGCGAGGCGUCGCCCAUGUGCUGGUGGCAAACCCUUCCCCAAUCACAACAGCCGCCAGAGCCGCCGCGCCUCUCCUUCCUCCUCGCCGCCCCCUGCCGCGGCGCGCAUCCCUCGGAUCAUCGUGCCCAACUCCCCUUCGUGUUUCUCCUCCUCCCAGAACCACAUCUCGUCGCUUAGGCUCCUUGGUGGCGGCCGGCUCGAGGCGAGCCUGGCGCAGGCGGGGAGAAGCAGCGGGGCGGCGGAUGCGGGCGGGAGAGUGCCGGACGGCACCGUCAUUGUCGCCCCGCCAAGACGCAUCGAAGAAGGACCAGGAUCUCACCCUCGUCCCUUCUGGAUGCACCUCCCCACGACGAAGAUUUCAUGCUCAACCUCCCUCACGGCCCCAGGGAAGACUAUGAUAACACUAAGAUUAUCAAGAAAGGAUUCAGGGCUUUUUUUGAAUCCAGAUUAUCACACAUGAUGCAAAAUUAACAACCACGACUUUGAAAUAUGGAUGAUGAUGCUUAUUAUGUGCUAGAAAUCAAAUAUGUAAAGGAGAAGAUAAUGUUUGCGAAGGUGUGUAUGCUGAACAAGCAUCCUGAUUGAUGUGUUUUUCUGUUGUUUCUUGAUGUGCCCUCAUGCAGCUGUGUCCAUAUAUACCGAUUGUUAUACUUAUUGUUGUGUGAGUUGCAGGAGAGGGGAGAGAGAUACAGGUUGAUUCUGGGUAAACUUUGCUUAAUUUAUUGGAGAAAAUGCUCGAUAGAUCUCAUGGAUGGAUGAGGUUGUGGCAGUAGUUCUCGGGUGCAAUAUCUACCUUGAUAGAGUGAUCAACCAGGGCACAUUAGAAGCAGAAGAAGAGGAAACGUUUGGGCCGUCUAUGGCGUUGAAGAUUCAGUGUUUCUGUCUUGUGUACAUGCACGGCCAGUUCAGUAACUAGAUGGCCUUUUCUACUGUACUGGUGCUGCUACUUUUCACAUGCUAGCUUCUUUGGAAAGCGCCAACAGUGUGUACAACAUGUAAAGAGUCCAUCUUGAAGGAACAGAAGCAGAAGUAUGGAGCUGAUGUAUUAAUGGUCAAUCAAGGAAUUCAGUCUCGAGGAUCUUAA